Molecule: messenger RNA, 3148 nt
Organism: Asterias rubens (European starfish)
Lineage: Eukaryota; Metazoa; Echinodermata; Asteroidea; Forcipulatida; Asteriidae
Product: peptidase M20 domain-containing protein 2-like
Exons: 8
Coding region: 101-1459 (452 amino acids)
Molecular function (GO): dipeptidase activity
Source: RefSeq, a predicted model, not a curated record
CUGAAAUGAGGUGGAUGUAAAUGUAUGGCCGUGAGAUCUUCAUUACUUGGAUUUUAAGAAGGCUGAGUGUUUACGUUGUAAAGAUCUGAAGAGUGACAAGAUGGGACAAGCUGGAGCUCCUACACCAAGUCGCUGGAGGCAGCUCCUUAAGAGGUCCUCAGCGGAAAACCCACCCCAAGAAUCAAUCAGUAUGACAGAAGCAGCCAAGGCCAAGAUUGAUGCAUCAGCCGAAGACUUAUACAGUCUUAGUCAGAACAUCUCCCCACAGCCGUCUAAGGUAACCUUCGCUGAGCACCACCCUUAUGACAUCAUCACAGACUUCUUGGAGGAAGAAGAGUUCAACAUCGAGCAUAGCUUUGUUCUUGACAAGGCCUUCAGGGCGACAUUUGGAUGCGAUGAUGCAGGUCCUAAUGUGUGUGUGAUCUGUGAGUUUGAUCCCCAGCGUGGGAUUGACACGAUUGACCGUGCUUGUGGUAAUUACUGUGAUGAUGUACUGCCCGGGUUUGGCCAUGCUUGUGGUCAAAACCUUAUUGCAGAGUGUGGAGUCGCUGCUGGGUUGGCCAUCAAAGCAGCAUUGGAGGCAAAUGGAAAUAAAUAUGGGAAGGUGACUGUGUUGGGAACACCAGCCCAGGAUGGGGGUGACGUUGAAACACUCUUUAUGCAGCCUAAUGCAUUCGAUGACAUCACUGUUGUUAUGAUGGCGCAUCCUUCCAGAUACAAUAUUUCACGCAAGACUUUUCUGGCAAAAACAGAACUGAAAAUCAAGUUUCAUGGCAAAGCAUCUCAUGCUGCAGCUUCCCCCUGGGAUGGUAACAAUGCUUUGGACGCAGCCGUUAUGUGCUAUCAGGCAAUCUCUAACAUGAGGCAACAGAUUAAACCAGACUGCAGAAUCCACGGUGUUUUUACAAACGGUGGAGCUGCCCCUAACAUUCUGCCCGAGGAGUCUGAACUGAUGUACUACCUGCAGGCUCCUGAUGAAGACAAACUCUCCGUCGUCAAGCGGAAAGUUUUAGCCUGUGCUGAAGGAGCUGCUCAAGCAGCAGAGUGCAAGGUGGAAACUAAAUUUGGUGUGUCAUACGCCAAUGUUGUAACCAACGACAGCUUUGUCUCUAUAUAUGAGAAACACAUCCAAGAAAGCGGUGUCGAGUUAACAGAGGAUAAUACCAGCAUUGGCUCAUCGCAUUUUGGAAACGUGUCUCAUAUUGUACCUUGCAUCCUCCCGAUGUUCUCAGUGACUGAGAGCGCUGACGCCUACACACCCGAGUUCGCUGUGGCUGCAGGUGGCCCUGAAGCUCAGGCCCCGACGUUGAUUCAAGCCAAGGCUCUAGCACUGACUGCUAUCGAGCUUCUCCAACCGGAUGGAAAAGACAAACUCAUGAAAAUCCAGCAGGAAUUCAAAGAGUCUACAUGUAUCAGCAGGCCGACUGUCCCGGAAGUUAUUUGUAUUGAUGUAGAGUAAACUGAUAGAAAAAGUAUGGUUUGUUGUAUUUUAGAUCUUAUAGUAAAACAAAGUACCCCUUAAUAAAAGCUAUGAAGGUGCACGUAUGAAGAUGUCUACAGAAAGGGUUUAAGUGACAUCUCAGUUUUAGAUGUGGCAGGAAAAUCAAACUGGUGGGGAAAACACAAGUAGUGGGACUGAAAAUCCAAUUACCAUGCAAGGUUAAGGUCCAGAGUAGGAUUUGAACCAGGACCCACCAAGAUGAAAGACGGGGUAGUAAUCUGGUUUCCUUGGCAUUAAACGACUGAGAAUUUCCUCUUCCCCUGGGCAGGAUGCCAGUCCAUCUCCCAGUGCCCAUUUGUACUCCAGGGUGGAGAGAAGCCAUUAAUAAAGUGCCUUGUUCAAGAAAACAAGUGUCAUGACUGACCAGGCCAGGAUUUGAACCCACAUUCUGUGAAUUAUAGAUUUUGAGUCUAACGACCCCUAGACCGUUCGGCCAAGACAGCAGACAGCCCAUUAAAAAAGAAGUGUGAUUGUAACAAAAUAAAAAGUCCUGAAAAUAAUUGGUGACCUCUUCUUGGUUCAGAAUGAAACUUCCUGAACCUCGAGGUUGUACACCAAAGAGGGUUUACAGGCAACUCUCAUCAUAAUAAGUGUAAACUGAGGAUAGCUUUUAUUGAAAUAGUCCUUUUAUAGCCUAGUCUUAUCUUUUUGCUUUGGUGAGGACUUUUAAGAAUUUGUUGGCACUAGUAAGUUUAGUGUAAAUAGUUGGUAGCUAGAUGGAGUCACUUUAUAUUCUAAUUUGCAUGGUUUAGGAAAGCAUGAAGUAACAUACUAUCUCCACAUAUCCAGUUCCAAGAAACGAAAUGUUUUGUGCAAUUUCUUACAAGAUGCAAGCAAUGCACUGUUUAUGUUCCAAUUGUAACUUUAAAGUUCUAGGUAUCAUACACAAUUCAUCAUUCAUGUAACAUCUGUUUAGUUAAAACAAAGUUCCAUUAUGUCUACAAGUUUCAGUUUUCAACGAACAUGCAUACUGUAGUAAAAGUUUCAUAUACAAGUACCAAGUAAUACAAUUUUGAAUAUUUGUAAAAUUUUUAGUUUCUCAGUCUCAGCUACAUGUAUAGGAUUGUAUGUUUUUUAUUUCCUGUCAGUGUUUUGCCAGUGUGAAAAGUAACAAAAGGGGGUUUGAUGUACUGAGGUAUUACAUAGGCCUUCAAGAUCCAAGUUAGUAUAUCGCUCCAUACAGUGGAACUUGCAGUAGUACAAUACAAGUUCAAUUCCCAAGUUCCACGCAACAAGUCAGUGUCAUGUAUUUAAUUUCCAGCAAAUUGUGACACCUUUCCCCAAAUCCUGGCUAAAACCAAUUGGUACUAAGCACGUUUCUCGGUCAGAAUAAAAAUUGUUCACCAAUCUAUGCAUUAUGUCCUGUUUUAUUUAUGCUGGUUUUGUGCCAAUAUUGUUGUUGUGACUUUGAGAUCAGGCCAUUUAUAUUUUCACACUCUAUUUCCCUUUCAACGUAUUUUUCUCGUUUGCGCUGGGGGUGAUAAAAUCAUGAGCGUUACCGAGUGACGAAGGAUAUGGGCAAUUCAAUGGUCAGUCACAUUACACUUUUCUGUGUCAUUUCUUGAUCUGGGUGCUAGUAGUUAUUAUUUCCACUAAGUUUAUAGACUGAUUUGUACUUGACACCCAAGGCUUUGAAUUGAUAAUAUU